Messenger RNA from Penicillium brevicompactum, 1107 nucleotides. RefSeq lists its product as uncharacterized. The coding region runs from base 1 to 1107 and encodes 368 amino acids. The record is from RefSeq and is a predicted model, not a curated record. NCBI's taxonomy places the organism in Eukaryota, Fungi, Ascomycota, Eurotiomycetes, Eurotiales, Aspergillaceae. The transcript is spliced from 5 exons.
AUGUCUUACUACGAACCUCAAGGAUGGCAAGCACCUGCUGCGCGCCAGGUCUCCUGGGAGCAGCCCGCACCACCCUCCCGAUCAGGCUCGAGUUCGGUUUCCCAGCGCGAGGACAUCCCGGCCUUUUCUUCCCAGUUUGACGAGGUCGAUCGAGCGAUCGACAAUCUCGUCAAGAGCGGGAAGCUUUGGAAUGCUCCUCGGCGGGAUUCGAUGCCCAUGAUGAUGGGCCGGCCUUACCCCGACUACGACCCUCGUAUGGGUGGUGGCCCUCAGCGACACCAUUCGAUUAGCGAAUUCGAUGGCAACAGAGCGCCCCCGUCCGGCAAUGCACAGGGGUUCUAUGCCUCCCAACGGUACCAGGGUCGUCCCAACGAGGUGGAACAAAUGAUGCAGGCGAAGCGUCGGAUGGCAGCACAGCGUGAGAGGGAACUCCGCAACUACCACCAGGAGCAACAGUACAACCGAAGCCUCCUCGCCGAAAUGUCCGCUUCCAAAUCCGAUCGCUCCACCAGCCCAGCAGCCGUGAGCGAGGAUAGCCGCCGUGAUCUCCUCGCCCGCCAGCACCGCGCCCUGUACGGCAACGAAAGCCCUGCCUUCUUCCCCCCGGGUGCUCUGGAUGAAACCUCCCGCCCCGCCAGCCAAGCCGCCAGCACCCCAGGAGUCCGCGGCUCCUCCCCACGCGCCGUAGACCCCUUCGGUCUCGCAGGUUCCACAGAAGCCCAGACCCCGUCCCGCGCAAACAGCACUUCCUCCCCAAGCUCCGCUAUCAACGCCGGCUUCGAACAGCCCGUCACCUCCCCCUCGCCAGCUACCGACUCCUCCCGCCAACCCUCCGGCUCCGUCGGCCCAAUCGGUUCUCGCGUCCAACAAACACCCCCAAACCCCGCUCUCAACAAGCGUUCUAUCACACCUCUUCCUUCCCCAUUGGGCUUGGGCUUCACCCCCGCUGACCCCGCUCCCGAGCGUACCUCGUCUGCUGGGCCUGUUCCCGUCGUCCCGGCGCCUGGUCCUAAGGAUCCAGCUGGCGUUGGGCUUGGAUGGAGUAACGGCAGCGGCGUGUGGGGCUCGAAGAGCGGACUCGGCGUUCAGGCUUCUGUUUGGGGUUAA